CACUAUUUCUGCAUCAUAUAUCUGAGGAAGACGAGAUCUGAUAAAAAUUAUCGCAAUGCGGGGCUUCAGGGUGGCAGGCAUUAUGAUACUACUGACAGUCAUCAACACUUUAUGCAAUGGGGCGAUAACACGCAAUGAUCGGCCUAAUAAGUCAGCAACUGUGCUUGGACAUGGUUCAAUAAAAGUGCAUGAUAGACCUAAUGGAAAAGAUACCGUACUUGAUGGGCCUAACGGAUCAAUAAAAGUGCUUGAUAAAGGAAAACUAACCGUGCUGGGUGGACAUAAAGUGCGUCGUGACAUUCGUGAGGCCAAUGCAUCAGUAAUAGAACAUCUUGGGCCUAAUGCACCAACAGUAAAGCCUCAUAGCUCUAUACGACGCGAGGCUAAUGCAACAGUUAUAUUGCAUCGUGUGCCUCUCACGCGAGGAAGAUCCAGACGUGAGGCAAACACAGAAAAAGAACCCAAUACAGUGAAAGCAUCAGAUGUCACUACUCUGAAGCCAGCUACUACGACACCAGCACGUCUAGGGAACAUGAUAACUGUACCCGACAACUGUCCUGAUGGAAAGAAAUACGUGAACGGAGAAUGUCGGGAGAUUUGGCAGUUAUCUAGAUAGCAACGAUAAAUAUUUUAUUAGCAACGAAUCUCAACUUCACUAUACGAUUAUGUUUAAUUUACGGUAUUUGCAUUUGCAGGCAAUGAAGAUAUAUGAAUUCUGUAACAAUAGACUAUUUGCUUAGUCAUUCAUUUAGUGU
Messenger RNA from Cydia amplana, 755 nucleotides. RefSeq lists its product as uncharacterized. The transcript is spliced from 3 exons. The record is from RefSeq and is a predicted model, not a curated record. Lineage: Eukaryota; Metazoa; Arthropoda; Insecta; Lepidoptera; Tortricidae. Bases 56 to 616 code for a protein of 186 amino acids.